UUCUCCGUAAACGGAGGCCGAGGUGAAGGAAGUGGUUCCGCGGCGGACGACUGAUCGGCUCAUCGAGACAUCACAGCGCCUCGGGUGAAUGGAUGAAAGUCUAUCAGUCGCUUGAAUGUGAGUCUAUAUUCUCAACGUCGGACUAGAGGCAAUAUAGACCAGGGUGCUUCUGGACUGGAUGAAAGCAUCUCUAUCAUGAAGCCCAGAUUAAUUGCUGUUUCCUUCCCCAGACGACCUCUGAACCUACCUUGAACUCUUGCGGGAGGAGGAUGAAAUGAGAUAGAAGAGGACGACAGGAGGAGCCCAGCCCGACCCCCUCCCCCCCCCCCCCGCCGGCACCCACCUCCGACUCCCUCUCCUUUUGAAGCAUGGCGGGCCUGCAGCUCGUCACCCCUGCCUCUUCAGCCAUGGGGCCUUUCUUUGGGCUGCCAUGGCAACAGGAGGCCAUCCACGACAACAUCUACACGCCCAGGAAAUAUCAGGCCAAACUUCUCGAAGCAGCUCUGGAACACAAUACCAUAGUCUGCUUGAACACUGGCUCAGGGAAGACCUUCAUCGCAGUGCUCCUGACAAAAGAGCUCUCCCACCAAAUCCGCGGUGACUUCAGAGACGAUGCAAAGAGGACGGUUUUCCUGGUGAACACAGCCUCGUCGGUGGUGCACCAGGCCUCCGCCGUCAGGACGCACUCUGACCUCCAGGUGGGGGAGUACACCAGCCAGGAGGACGCCGUCGCCCGCACCCCCCAACAGUGGACCCAGGAGAUGACGGAGAAGCAGGUGCUGGUCAUGACGUGCCACAUAUUCCUGCACGUUCUGAAGAAUGGAAUCUUGCCGCUGUCUAAAAUCAACCUGGUGGUGUUUGAUGAGUGCCACCUGGCCAUCACCGACCACCCCUACCGGGAGAUAAUGACGCUGUUUGACGGCUGUUCUGGAGGCCCGCGGGUCCUGGGCCUCACUGCCUCCAUCCUGAACGGGAAGUGUGACCCGUCAGAGCUGGAGCGCAAGAUCCUGAACCUGGAGGACAUUCUGAGGAGCAACGCGGAGACGGCCACCGACCUCGUAGUGCUGGACAGAUAUGCCUCUCAGCCCAGAGAGGUGAUCCUGGACUGCAGCCCUUACCUCGACAAGAGCGGCCUCUCAGCACGUCUGCAGUCUGAGCUGGAGGAAGCUCUCCACUUCCUCAACGACUGCAACAUACCCUCAGCCCGGGAAGACCGGGACCCCACUUUCAUUUCCAAACAGAUCCUGGGCGACUGUCUGGCGGUGCUGGUGGUGCUCGGGCCGUGGUGCGCCGACAAGGUGGCGGGCAUCAUGGUGCGCGAGCUCCAGAAGUACGUCAAACACGAGCAGGAGGAGCUGCACCGCAAGCUGCUGCUGUUCACGGACACGGCGCUGCGCAAGGUGCACGCGCUGUGCGAGGAGCACUUCUCGCCGGCGUCGCUGGACCUCAAGUUCGUCACGCCCAAAGUGCUGCGGCUGCUCGAGAUCCUGCACGAGUACAAGCCCUUCGAGCGGCAGCAGUUUGAGAGCGUGGAGUGGUACAACAACCGCAACGAGGACAACUACGUGUCCUGGAGCGACUCUGAGGAGGAGGACGACGAGGAGGAGGACGAGGAGCAGGCGGAGGCCAAGGAGCGGCCCGAGGCCAGCUUCCCCUCGCCCUUCACCAACAUCCUGUGCGGGAUCAUCUUCGUGGAGCGUCGCUACACCGCCGUGGUGCUCAAUCGUCUCAUCAAAGAGGCAGGGAAGCAGGACCCAGAGCUGGCCUACAUCAGCAGCAACUUCAUCACAGGCCACAGUAUCGGCAAGAACCAGCCCCGCAACAAGCAGAUGGAGGUGGAGUUCAGGAAACAGGAGGAGGUUCUUCGUAAGUUCCGGGCCCACGAGACCAACCUGCUCAUCGCCACCAGCAUCGUGGAGGAGGGCGUGGACAUCCCCAAGUGCAACCUGGUGGUGCGCUUCGACCUGCCCAUGGAGUACAGGUCCUACGUCCAGUCCAAGGGCCGGGCCCGCGCACCCGUCUCCAACUACAUCAUGUUGGCCGACAGCGAGCGCACCAAGACCUUCCAGGAGGACCUCAAGACCUACAAGGCCAUCGAGAAGAUCCUGAGGAACAAGUGCUCCAAGUCGGCAGAGCUGAUGGAGUUUGAGGCUGAGCACGUGCAGGACGACGACGACAUCCUCCCGCCGUACGUGCUCCGCUCCGAGGACGGCGGGCCCAGGGUCACCAUCAACACGGCCAUCGGCCACAUCAACAGGUAUUGCGCUCGGCUUCCCAGCGACCCCUUCACCCAUUUAGCCCCCAAAUGUAAGAACUAUGAGAUGAAAGAUGGCCGCCACCAGUCCACACUCUUCCUGCCCAUCAACUCCCCACUGCGGGCUCCUGUCAAGGGUCCCAUAAUGAGCUGCGCCAGACUCGCCGAGAAAGGGGUGGCCCUGCUGUGCUGUGAGAAGCUUCACAAGAUCGGGGAGCUGGACGACCACCUGAUGCCGGUGGGGAAGGAGACGGUGAAGUACGAGGAGGAGCUGGACCUCCACGACGAGGAGGAGACCAGCGUCCCGGGCCGGCCCGGCUCCACCAAGCGCAGACAGUGCUACCCCAAAGCCAUCCCAGAGUGUCUGCGGGACAGCUACGCCCUGAUGGAGGAGCAGUCCUACUACCUGUACGUCGUCGGCAUGGUGCUCACCACGCCCCUCCCCGACGAGCUCAACUUCCGGCGCAGGAAGCUGUACCCCCCCGAGGACACCACGCGCUGCUUCGGCAUCCUCACCGCCAAGCCCAUCCCGCGGAUCCCCCACUUCCCGGUGUACACGCGCUCGGGGGAGGUCACCAUCUCCAUCGAGCUGCAGAAGUCGGGCUUCACGCUCACGCCGCCGCAGCUGGAGCUGAUCACGCGCCUCCACCAGUACGUCUUCUCCCACAUCCUGCGCCUGGAGAAGCCCGCCCUGGAGUUCAAGCCCACGCUGGCCGACUCGGCGUACUGCGUGCUGCCGCUCAACGUCGUCGGGGACUCGGACACGCUGGAUCUGGACUUUGAGUUCAUGGAGGACAUCGAGAAGUCGGAGGCCCGCGUGGGCAUCCCCACCACCCAGUACACCAAGCAGAACCCCUUCACCUUCAAGCUGGAGGACUACCAGGACGCCGUCAUCAUCCCCCGCUACCGUAACUUCGACCAGCCGCACCGCUUCUACGUGGCGGACGUGUACACGGACCUGACGCCCCUCAGCAAGUUCCCGUCGCCCGAGUACGAGACGUUCGCCGAAUACUACAAGACCAAGUACAACCUGGACCUGUCCAACCUCAACCAGCCGCUGCUGGACGUGGACCACACCUCCUCCAGGCUGAACCUGCUGACCCCGCGCCACCUGAACCAGAAGGGCAAAGCCCUGCCCCUCAGCAGCGCAGAGAAGAGGAAGGCCAAGUGGGAGAGCCUGCAGAACAAGCAGAUCCUGGUCCCAGAGCUGUGUGCCAUCCACCCCAUCCCGGCGUCCCUGUGGAGGAAGGCAGUGUGUCUGCCCAGCAUCCUGUACCGCCUCCACUGCCUGCUGACGGCCGAGGAGCUGAGGGCCCAGACGGCCAGCGACGCCGGCGUGGGGACCCAGAACCUCCCUCCUGACUUCAGGUACCCCAACCUGGACUUUGGCUGGAAGAGGUCCAUCGACAGCAAGGCCUUCAUCCCCUGCCCCGAGGCGUGCAGCGAGAGCCCCUGUCCUCACCAGCUGGUCGAGGAGGAGGAGGGGGGGGAGGACGGCCCGCCUCCCUCGACUCCUCCCCCCUCCCCUGGGGCCCACGAAGCCCCGCAGCCCGGGGACAAGGCCCCCGCCGGGCACCUCCCCAACGGCACCGGCCCAGCCGGCGACCACGGCCCCCUCCAGGGCCCCCCGGAACAGCACCUUCAGCAGCACGGCCUGCGCCCCCGGCCCGGCUCGCCGCCGCCGCCGGCCCCCCCUACCUCAGCCCCCCAGCAGCUCAGCCUGGGACCCCCGGCCCCCCCGGCCAGCGACGACCCCCCGGCCCGCGGGGACGCAGCUACCUCCCUGGAAGUGGAGGUGGAGGAGCGCGCCGGGGCCCCGGACGCCCCCCAGGGCCUGGGGCCCAACCCGGGGCUGAUCCUGCAGGCGCUCACCCUGUCCAACGCCAGCGACGGCUUCAACCUGGAGCGGCUGGAGAUGCUGGGCGACUCGUUCCUGAAGCACGCCAUCACCACCUACCUGUUCUGCACCUACCCUGACGCCCACGAGGGACGCCUCUCCUACAUGCGCAGCAAGAAGGUGAGCAACUGUAACCUCUACCGGCUGGGGAAGAAGAAGGGACUCCCCAGUAGGAUGGUGGUGUCCAUCUUCGACCCGCCGGUCAACUGGCUGCCCCCCGGCUACGUGGUGAACCAGGACCGGAGCCGCCCAGACAGCAGGGCCUCGGACGAGGCCAAAGAUGAGCUGCAGGCCAACGGCCUCUCGGGAGAGGAGUACGACGAUGAGGACGACGACAUGGCGGAGGAGGAAGAGGAGGAGCUGGAGGCGGACGAGGAGCCGGCGCCGAAGGACGAGCCUAAGGACGAGGUGAACAUGGAGGAGGACCUGGAGUACUACCAGGAGCACAUCAAGUUCAUCGACAGCAUGCUGAUCGGCUCGGGCGCCUUCGGCAAGAAGAUCACCAUCGGCCUGCCGCCCUCGCCCACCCCCGCCGCCUCCCCGGCCGCCUCUUCCCCGGCCGCCUCUUCCCCGGCCCCGGAGGAGUGGAAGCCCCCGCGCAAGUCGUCGUCGUCGCCGCACGCCGCCGCCGCCGCCCACUUACCCUCGGCGGACGGGCCGCACACAAGCAGCGGCAGCGGCGGCGGCGAGGAGUUUGACUACAGCUCGUGGGACGCCAUGUGCUACCUGGACCCCAGCAAGGCGGGCGAGGAGGACGAGUUCGUGGUGGGCUUCUGGAACCCGUCGGAGGAGAGCUGCGGCGCCGAGCUGGGCAAGCAGUCCAUCUCCUACGACCUGCACACGGAGCAGUGCAUCGCCGACAAGAGCAUCGCCGACUGCGUGGAGGCGCUGCUGGGCUGCUACCUGACCAGCUGUGGGGAGCGGGCCGCCCAGAUGUUCCUCUGCUCGCUGGGCCUCAAGGUGUUACCGGUGGGCCGGCGGACAGAGGCCGUGGCGGUGGCUCCUGACCUGGGCUACGGCUGGCUGAAGAUCCCCCCGCGCUCCAUGCUGGACCACCCCGACGCAGAGCGCACCCUCAACCACCUCAUCUCCGGCUUCGAGAACUUUGAGGCCAAGAUCAACUACACCUUCCAGAACAAGGCCUACCUGCUGCAGGCCUUCACCCACGCCUCCUACCACUACAACACCGUCACUGACUGCUACCAGCGGCUGGAGUUCCUGGGCGACGCCAUCCUCGACUACCUCAUCACCAAGCACCUCUACGAGGACCCGCGGCAGCACUCGCCCGGCGUGCUGACGGACCUGCGCUCGGCGCUGGUCAACAACACCAUCUUCGCCUCGCUGGCCGUCAAGUACGACUACCACAAGUACUUCAAGGCCAUCUCGCCCGAGCUCUUCCACGUCAUCGACGACUUUGUGCAGUUCCAGCUGGAGAAGAACGAGAUGCAGGGCAUGGACUCCGAGCUGCGGCGCUCAGAGGAGGCAGAAGAGAAGGAGGAGGACCUGGAGGUCCCCAAGGCCAUGGGGGACAUCUUCGAGUCGCUCGCAGGGGCAAUCUACAUGGACAGCAGGAUGUCGUUGGAGACGGUGUGGCAAGUGUAUUAUCCAAUGAUGAGGCCACUUAUAGAAAAAUUCUCUGCCAACGUGCCGCGCUCCCCGGUGAGGGAGCUGCUGGAGAUGGAGCCGGAAACCGCCAAGUUCAGCCCUGCGGAGCGGACGUACGACGGCAAGGUGCGCGUGACGGUGGAGGUGGUGGGCAAGGGCAAGUUCAAGGGCGUGGGCCGCAGCUACCGCAUCGCCAAGUCGGCGGCCGCGCGCCGGGCCCUCCGCAGCCUCAAAGCCAAUCAACCUCAGGCGCAAGCCAGCUGAGCGCCUGCUCCCCGCCGCCAGGGAGCUAGCGACCUAAGCUAACGAGAGGCAGAGACACGAGCCCCGCGCUGACCUCUGCCCUGUGACCUUUGCCUCCCCCUCGACGGCACGGCCACAGCGGCCCGGGGAACACUGGGGGGGCCGCAACGCAAGAAUCGAAUUGGUCUCGCAACGGAUUUCACCUUGGCUAUUUGGUUUAAUUUUUUUGUUUUCAUAUUUUGCGCAAACACAAUCUUUCCUUUCCUUCUCUGCUUUGUGUAACCACAGGAGUGCUUUAUCGAUGUUAAGCAAGGCGUUGCAAGGAGAACGAGAGGGGGUCGAGGCGCCCGGUCUGCUCAUUAUUCAGUUUGUUUUAACGUGAAGCGAGGCGUGUUAGGCUUGUUGUGUGGUGUUGGUGUGUGCAUAGUUUAGAUCAGAGGUGGGAAUCAAAAGUCCUGCAGGUGGGUAGGGCAGGAGUACCGCUAUGCUCCUCGGUCUGUGCCCUCGUGCCAGUUUAUUAAGCGGUUUGGAAAACAAAAGGUUGCCCUCGGCCAUCGGAGGCCUCGGACAGAGUCUGUCCACGCCUCUGUUGCGCUACUGCCUCAAAAUUGUAUUUUAAAUCAGUUUUGCACUUAUUUCAUCUGUUAGGGUCUGUUAUUUUGAGACCUGAGAAAAUGAAUUUGCGUAGCAAAGUCUAUAUAAAAAUAAAUAAGUAAAUGAAAACUACAUUUUUAUAAUAUAGUUUGCCAUCGUUUUUAAGGCCUACCAUAUCCUGCAAAAAUGAUAGGAAUUUCAAACAUUCCCAGUUACUGUAAUUUAAAAUAGAUUUUAACCUUGGGUUUGCAUGUCGUUGAAACGUGUAUGUGUUGACCCUAACAACUGGACUGCUUAUAUGUAAUAAACGUUCAAUUAAUGGUGAUUGUGCCGGAGGGGGCCAUGAAGAAACACAAUGUUGGCAGCCUGACGUUGCCCAAACCCUUUUUGAUACGCAGUGAUUUAAAAUUACAUUGUUCAUCUUUAGCUCGACCAAUGACUUUAAUGACGUCGAACCAAGAUUUUGCUUUCCACAAAAAUAAUAUUCAACAGGCAUACUAAGAGAAAGACAUAUCAGCCGUACAAUAUGCUGCAGACGUUUCCUCAAAGAUCGGAUGCUUGUGUAAGGAACAGGCAGACACUUUUCGAAGGAAUGUUUCUCCGGAAAUGGGCCGUUUCAAUAUCAACACAUCUAUUGGUCCGUGCAUCCCUCAUUUACCAAAGCUUUUUGCAGAUGUGACUGUUAGAUUGAAGUCACUCCCAAGGAUUAGGCAGGCCAGCAGCUUAUCCUCGCUUUUUUCACUUCAGGUUUUGUUUGCUUUUGCCUCAAUGUGUUAUUUUUUUUGUUGUUUUUUACGAUCAGCCCCUUCUCAUUCAAAUACCUCAAUUAAUUGCAUGCAUUUUCUAUAUAUUUGUUCCUUGUUUGGUGCUAUCGUUUUUGUAUUGAGCUUGAACUCUCACUUUUUUUGCACUGUAACUAAAUACCUCUUUGUUUGACCUAUUUUUAUUUGGUUAUGUUUCAUUUUUCGAAUCUGUUGGGUGUGGUUGUCCUGUCCUAUAAGGCGCUCUAGGGGAGAGGUGUAUUGUCAAACUCCCCUGCCUGAUGCAAAGCUGAAACGAGACGUUUUGAGCGUGGAGGGAGUGUGUUUUCUGCACAAAAGCCCAACAAUUGUAUCCCCUCAUUUCCUAAUCAUGGAUUUAAUUAGUCGCCAAACGCUUAAAUCCCAUGGACAUCACCAAACAUAUGUUAUGCAAUGGCUAUGUUCUGCUCUGAUUACAGCCAGCGGCAGGUGACAUCACCAAGCAUAAUUUCAGCCAAUUAGAAAAGGCUCUUGCAAUGUCUGCUUUACCAUGGAUCGUGAUGUCCCUUGGGCGUGACUUUAGUGUUUAUCUACACAUUAUUAUUUUAUUAUGGGCGGGAGGGAUCGCUUUUCAUGAAUACAUUUAUUUUGUGGGUAGGCUCUCUUAAAUGCUCAUGGAGGUAAUCUGAUUGCACUCUGUAGCACGAAUUGCAAUUAUUUCAGGAAAUGUCGUACACUCUCAACUGACAAGAAAAAGUAAGUGUUAACUAAACCUCUGUGAAUGGCACUCUUGCAAAGUACUGUUGUUAGCAUGGCUACCUAAACUCUAUUUGAACAUCUAAACAUAACACCUUAUGUGCUUCUACCUCAAUAUACAGAUAAGAAAUAUUUUUUAAAAGUAUGAUAUGUAUUCCUGAUUAGUACUGCCCUUUUAACAAAUGCUUAUGGCAGGGACACAUUCUGUAGUCUUUACUGUGAUACCUGUACCUUGAAAAGCGUACACAUGUGUGUUUGUAGACAACAAAUUGCACUCUUGAGUCGACAUUCCCACAGAACAAAAAAGUUAGACGGCAUUGAGAAACCACCAACUCCCCAGAACACAUUAUCCAGUGCCUUCUGACCGUAAUGAGACCGUGUCUAUUGAACAGUGCUGGCCGCGCCAACAGCUUAGUUCUACGGGAUGUAGGGAUGCAAAGACUCGCCUUGGAGUGCCAUACAUGUCCUUGUUCUGGGUUUAGCUUCUAUAGGCAUUGUAAAUAGCCAUGUAAAUAGUGAGCUGGGAGUUAUGCUUCAAAAUAGUAACCUUCAAUUAUAUGAGGAUGUGAACUAAAGUAUAGAAGAAAAAAGUACGGAUGUGACCUACAUUUUUUUCUUCAUUCAACUCUUUAAUUGUAGUAUUACCAGUAAACGGAGUGCGAUCGGUCAUUAUUUCUGAAGCGAGAGUCCAAACCACUUGUCGUCGUCCCCCACCCCCGCGAGAGUAGGCCUACCGUUGAAUCAUUGUGAUCCUUUUAACAUCAGAGCAAGCUACAUCCAACAGCCUACAUGUUACCCACAGUGAUCCUGUUUUCGUCACUCAAUCACAAAGGCACACGGAACAUUUGUUGAACCUGGAAAAGAAAAACAAUACAAGGAAAAACUAAGUGGAGUGUCACACCGGUUUCUUUCUUAUUUUGUGUGUGACGUGUUACAAAACGAAAUUAUAAUUGGUGGCAUGAAUAUUGUACAACCUCAUUGUUAUGUAGGUGGUUUAGUUAAGUGGCAAGUGGAUGUCAUGCAGGCGGUCGAUUAUUUUAUUUGUUUGGUUUUGUUAAGGGAGUGAUGAAGUGGAGAUGUUUUUGUUUUGUUUGUGCGUCACCAGCAGGAUUAUACUCUUAUUGGUAAUGUGGUGGGAUAUCUGUUUUGUUGUUUUUCGAUAUUUGUCUUUCUUCAUGUAGCACAAUGGAGCAUUGCACUUGGGCGCCAAACUUUACCUCAUGUUGGAGUGAAACGGAGAACAGAGGGAAGAGACUGAAGGUGUUUGUGUGUGUGUAUUUAUUUGAUGUGCGCACACAGCUUUUGGUUAGGAGGACUUGCUUGUUUCACUUUGCUGCUGGUUCAGUUGCUGGUGAAACACAACUCUGUUCAAAGGAGAACAAAGACUGCCACAAGAGAAGAAUUAAACGGGCAUGUGAUUAAUACACUGAAGACUCUCUCUCACACACACACACACACACACACACACACACACACACACACACACACACGCGUAAGGUAUUGGAGCCGCCUCCCUUUUCUGUAUUGGUAAAGGAAGGGCUAAUCCACACUAAACACCACAGAAACUAGGCUUCACCAAGCAGUGAAACAUCAGCAGAUUACAACGGAAUGACGUGCUUUCUACCAGUAUGGUGUUGCAUGGGAUGGGGGGGGGGGGGGGGACAAUGGUCCAUUACCUGCUGUGCGAAGAUUUUAAAGGACGUUGAAUUGAAUUCAAAUGGAACUCCUCCCUCAUAUACUGUAAUACCGUGCUGUGGUGGUUUGCGGUCUGCACCUUAUGGAUCACAGUUACCUAUUCAUUUAAUUUUUGGUUCCUUUUUUUUUUUUGUAAUUCUUGUAGCCGAAUCUAUAUAAAUAUACAAUAAAAGUAAUGGUAUGGUC
This is a messenger RNA of Gadus macrocephalus (Pacific cod), 9970 nucleotides long. RefSeq names its product dicer 1, ribonuclease type III (gene dicer1). The record is from RefSeq and is a predicted model, not a curated record. The coding region runs from base 369 to 6020 and encodes 1883 amino acids. Gene Ontology annotation, molecular function: protein binding; deoxyribonuclease I activity; RNA binding. The transcript has 29 exons. Gene Ontology annotation, biological process: apoptotic DNA fragmentation; siRNA processing; pre-miRNA processing. Lineage: Eukaryota; Metazoa; Chordata; Actinopteri; Gadiformes; Gadidae. Gene Ontology annotation, cellular component: RISC complex; nucleus; cytoplasm.